Molecule: messenger RNA, 2045 nt
Organism: Dentiscutata heterogama
Lineage: Eukaryota; Fungi; Glomeromycota; Glomeromycetes; Diversisporales; Gigasporaceae
Source: the annotation of a GenBank genome assembly
GUGUAGUCGCUAUAUGGGGACAAACAUCUAUAGUAUCAGUUAAUAAGGGGUAUCCAAGAUUUACAAAACGCCUUCAUAAAUGUGUUGGUGUAACGCUAUUAUUAUUAGCAUGUGGAGAACUUUGGUGGCGUUUUGAAGGAUCCUUUCACCGAUUAUGUUGUUUUAAAAAUAAAGAUAUUGCUGAGAAAAAAGCGAUGAUGCAUAUUCAUAUUAAUCAUGAAGAUUAUAUUAAAUUACCAGAAUUUACUUGGGAAGAAAUCAAUGAACGAGUUCAGCGUGGGGCUUAUUUGGUUGUUUGUGACGGACUUGUGGUAGAUAUCCACAGUUGGAUUGGUUCUCAUCCAGGAGGAAGUCAAAUAUUAUUGCGUGUAAAUAUUAUAAUGGUUAUUGGAACAGAUAUUACGAAUGAUUUUUACAAUACACACAAUAACAAACCAGCUGCUGAAGAUAUAGAUUCUCCCGAGGCUUUAUUAAUUCCAAAAGAUGUACCUUCUGGAAAUUCUUCAUCUGUGCUUGCAAAAUAUAUAAAUCACCUUCGAGGAAAACCUGCACCCCAACCAAGACUCUCAGCUGCCAAAUUUGUUGACAGCUUUAAUGGAAAAUUCUAUAUAAGAGAACCUUUGGCACAACAUACUCAUAGUAGAUUUGCUACACAGAAAAUGGCAACACUGGUUAUAGGCAAGAUGAGUGAAAGUGUGAGUGAAAAAGGACCUUUGGUCCAAAGUGAUAGGUCUAUUUAUCAAAGUCUAGACGAGUCUAUAGAAAUUGAUAAAAAUCUCACAAAAACUAUCAAAUUUCAUCGUUAUAAACUUAUAAGCAAACAAAUGGUUAACGCAAAUGUCAAAUAUCCUGUAAUGAGAUUUACAUUUUCCAUAGUACAUAAAAGUGAAAAAGAUGUUUACACUGAAAGGUUUUUGCCUGGACAAUACAUUGAAGUGCAAUCUAGAGUACGUGGCCAAAUUGUGAUUAGAAGUUACACCCCCUUAGAAGGUUGUCUAUCCAAGUCAUUUUCCAUUUAUGUCAAGAUCUAUCCAAAAGGACUCUUUUCCCAGCACCUAAAUGAACAGUUAAUAGGAUACGAAAUUCAAGCACGCGGUCCAUUUGAUGUUUGUGAAAGACACAAGUUACAUAUUGCAUCUUCAAACUCAUUAUCUCGAAGAGAGAGUAUUCUUUCAAAUGCAAGAACUUAUAUCCCUUAUAGCCCUUAUACCUCAAACAAACCUUCUGGAAUGUUAUCACCAACUAAGACUCCAAAGACUUCUUUAUUAAACCCAGAUAGUCCGGAUGGUGGUACUGGGAUAACACCAAUGUUGCAGUUAAUCAAGUAUUAUUUGGAACAAUCGAUAAAACAAAAAAAUGAAUCCGGUCAAUAUUUUAAAUAUAAGCGAAUGCAUUUAUUAUUUGGAAAUCGUAAAAUUGAAGAUGUUAUCGAUGGUAUAUUACUUGAAGAUCUUGCGCUUUCAAGUAGAGGACAACUUACUGUGACGUACUGUCUCUCAGAACCACCUUCAGAUUGGGAUGGUUUACGGGGAAGAAUUAUUAAACCAAUAAUACUAGAUUGGAUGAACAUAAUGCGGGGUGUACUCCUCGAAUCACAAAACAAUACUCAGUUGAUGACACAAGAUAAAAAUUACUUGAACAUUCUUCAGAGUCAUUCUGUACGCCGUGAUGCAAACGAACAGAACCGGAGUCCUUCAUCACCAACAACUAUACAAGCAAAAUAUGAAGCAGCACAAAUUAUACCAUACAUAACAACAGAUGCACAGCCUCCAGUAGAAGAUCCAAUUAUACGACCUGACAAUUAUGAUAAUAAUCAGAAAUAUGAUGAUGAUAGUAUAAUUGAUAUGGGACCUAGGCCCGAAUCAAAAGCAUCAACAGAAAGAACAGGAAAACCUAAAAGCAUUGAUCCAGAUUUAGCAAAUUCAAGUAAAGAUGUUUUGAUACAAGGAAAAAUUGUAGUUUGUGGUCCGCCUGAAAUGGUAUUUAACGUUGAACAAUCUUUGGUUGAGAUGGGAUUUAGUGAAAGUAUGAUUAUACUACAUUAG